Messenger RNA from Kwoniella mangroviensis CBS 8507, 990 nucleotides. RefSeq lists its product as uncharacterized. The record is from RefSeq and is a predicted model, not a curated record. The transcript is spliced from 5 exons. The coding region runs from base 1 to 990 and encodes 329 amino acids. Lineage: Eukaryota; Fungi; Basidiomycota; Tremellomycetes; Tremellales; Cryptococcaceae.
AUGUUUAACAAGUCGAUCGUCUCUCUUUUAGCUAUUGUAUCUUAUGUGAGUGUCAAUCCCGUCAUCGCAGGUCAGAGAUAUGAUAAUGCGAUUGGUACCAUUUAUUACGAUUUGAACGACGCUUGUAAAGUCUCAGGUGCAGAUGCCACAGGUGACAUGUCCAAUAUGAAAACUGGUAAUAACGCCUGUGGUUAUGCUGUUGGGAGCCUGGGUGCUUCAAGGGUCGUCGCCAUCAGUCAAUCGAUAUUUAGUAAUGACCUUUGCGGAUCCGAAAUCACCGUAUACAAGAACGGCCAGCCUGUUCAAUUCUCCGAAGGACCAUUAUUUGUAGGUGAUAUCUGUCCGGGUGGAGAAUGCACAGGGAAUCACAUCGAUCUUGGUGCCAAAGCUGCAGAUGAGAUCAAUGGAGGUGCAGGGUGUAAGAAUCCCAGUGGAUUCUCUUUCGAAAUUGGUGAUCAAAAGAUCGGCCCUUUAUAUUCGAGUAUAGCCGGGGCAUCAUUAGAAACAUGGAAAGCCAGUGGAGGAGGUACCAACAGUCAACAAAACACUCCUUCAACUUCAGCUUCAGGUCCAGGUUUGGGGAUAUCCUCCGCUUCUUCUGCUGCCGCUGCACCACCUCCAUCAAGUUCUCCCUAUCCUAUUCCUCCCGCGCCUUCGAGCUCAAAUCAACCUCAAGCCACCUCGUCUACCAGCCAAGAUUGUAACCCCACCACUCAAUCAUCCGUUUCAUCUCCUGCUAGUCAGCCUUACAAUUCAACGACGCAGAAUGGAAAUCCUGCCACUACUCAGCCUGUCAACCCUGCAACUUCUGCAGUUGCAGGUAUAAUUUCCACUGCGCUGUCCGGCGGUCCCACUGGUACUGCCACUCAAGGACAAUGGGCCGGAAAGUGGAACAAUGGGAAUGCUCUUUUCGCCGAGAAGGAGACUUUGCAAGGCUCAAAUAACACUUGUAGGAGAAGACGAAGAAGGAGAGGAUUGAAAUCACAUUAA